Messenger RNA from Fusarium vanettenii 77-13-4, 818 nucleotides. RefSeq lists its product as uncharacterized. NCBI's taxonomy places the organism in Eukaryota, Fungi, Ascomycota, Sordariomycetes, Hypocreales, Nectriaceae. The transcript has 2 exons. Bases 97 to 561 code for a protein of 154 amino acids. The record is from RefSeq and is a predicted model, not a curated record.
GUGAUCAACAGCAUCUCUUGCUAUUUAGCAACCUCUCAGCUCAUAGAGCUUCACUCGCCAUCCUCACCUCGCCUACCAACAACCACAACCGUCACAAUGUUCGGCUCAUACGGCUCUUACAGCUCCAUGUGCGCUUCCUCUGCGCCCAUGGAUAUCACCUCGCGCAGCAGCUUCACCUCUCACGACUCGGCCUGCGCUUUCCCCUCUUGGCCUCGACGCGACUCCCUCUCCGAGUCCGACCGCGAGGAACGCCCUACGUCUUAUCUCUCCGACGACGAUCUGUUCCUCCCCGACCCCUUCGACGAUGACGCCCGAAGCGUCUCCAGCGCCGGCAGCUCUUCUCCUGGAGCCAUCGCCUCUCCUCCCAACGUCAUCUCCGACUACGAGCUCCUCCAGGCUGAGCGCGAGCGCCAGGCGGCUAUGCAGCGCGAGUUCAUCCGCGUUGUCGCCAUGGAGAAGGAGCGUCGCCGUGCCGCCGCCGCACGAAAGCAGCGCCGUAGCAGUUCCAACAAGAAGAGUCCCAAGACCAAGCUCACCUCCAUCCAGGAGUCUGCUGAGUAGACGAGCUUUGGUUGCUCUUCAUGACUGUUACGAUUAAUGAUAGCGCUGCUUUCUUUGCAUUACCACAUAUGAUACCCCCGAGAUACCCCACACAUCAACAGUCGCAUGUGCGCAGAAUGCACAUGCCAGAUCUUCUACACCACUACCCCAUCAUAAUACCAGAUGGUCUUUCAACACAAGGACACUUCACGUGAAGGCAACCACCACACCUUCAUUCAACCUUCCUUGGUCUACUUUCGCAACACACACAACAUACC